Molecule: messenger RNA, 1305 nt
Organism: Cooperia oncophora
Lineage: Eukaryota; Metazoa; Nematoda; Chromadorea; Rhabditida; Trichostrongylidae
Source: the annotation of a GenBank genome assembly
AUGUGGCUAUGGGCCUUGAAACGUCACCUAAAACUGCUGGCCUCAUACAAGCCAGGUGUACAGAACGUUGAAGCGGAUCUUUUUUCGAGGAGAUCGAAUGACUCUUCCGACUAUUCUCUUGAUGGGAAAGCAACCAUGUUACUGUUUUCAAAAUCCGGGCGCAGCGAGCGUAGACGCUUUCGCUCAAGACUGGUCGGAGACUUACGGCUACGCCUUUCCGCCAUUCAAUCUAGUAGGGAAGACGAUCAGAAAAGCCCUGAAAGAGAAGGCACGCUUGAUUCUGGUGUGCCCCAUGUGGAAAAAUCGAAAUUGGUGGCCGCUAGUAAUGGAACACGGCAAAGAGAUCACGCCGUUGAUAUCGGACUGAAACCUUUUGACAGAUACCAGCGGGUCUCCUCACCCAUGCCUCAAAUCUCCCUCCUUCCAUUUGAUAGCAUGCAUCAUUUAGGCGAAUUCUGGAGAGGUGGGAGGCUAAAAGAGUACAAUAGCGCCUUGAAAAAGUGGGCAGCCUUUUGCAAGGAUACUGGUAUAGGCAGGUUGCACCCUAGGGUCGAAGACAUUUUAAACUUUCUGGGCCAGUUGUUCGAAUCAGGCGCAAGCUUCUCAUCGAUCAGCACUCAUAAGUCUGCCAUAAUCGUCUACCUUUCGGCGAUCAAUGGGGAGCUCUGUAGGAAGGACAUGAUCCUUGUAAAUAGGUGCAUGAAAGGGUUCUUCCGACAGCGUCCCCCACGACCCAGAUAUGCUGAUAUAUGGGAUGUAUCAGCAGUACUGAAAUAUCUGAGAUCUCUAGAGCCUAAUGCCACUUUGAACCUCACACAGUUAACUCAAAAAACGGUAAUGCUGUUAGCCCUAGUGGCUCCCAAAAGAGUUUCCGAUUUAGCAGCAUUAUCUACGCUUGGGAGAGGGUUGUUGGGCCUUCUCCUCAUGAAGAAAAAUAGAGGAUUCGGCAAAGCACACACAGCGGUCGUGCAAGCCUAUAAAGGCGACAUCCUCCUAUGUCCCUUGACGACGAUAAAGGACUACAUAAAUCGCACUCUCUUAUAUCGUAACCAAGUACGGACUUUAUUCAUGAGCCUUAACCGUCCUCACAAAAAGUGUAACAUCCACACAAUAGCUCGCUGUCUCCGAGAAGUGCUGAAAAACUCAGGCAUAGAUGACCGAUUUAAAGCGCACUCAAUUAGGGCAGCAAGCACAACCUUUUCAAAAAGGCAGGGUCUCUCUUCAAAGGCAAUUAUGGAAGCAGCGAAUUGGGCACUAAACGGUACCACCUUUGAGAAGUUUAAUUACAAAGGUCCGCUGGAGUAA